AGAUUGUUUAACAAGUGCGAAGGGAAAAGGGGAUUAAAGUUGUUUUCACAAACGAAGCAAUCAUAUUGUUGAAGUCUCGGUUGACAAAAUGGCAUGCAGCUCAAAGACACCCUCGAGAAGUAGAGAUGACGGUUUCAGGCAACUGUUGCCAUGGUUGAACGGGGGAAGGUCAUAUUUACAAGCAAAACAGCAAGACUUUCGAACAGUAAUCUUUCCAGGAAUGCUGGGCGAACAAAAUAAAGCUGCCGUCGAGCACACAAGUGCCGAAUUGGUUGCAAUGGCGAAACAAGCUUUGUCUAGAGCGGAGCUAGAUAUUGCUGAAAAACACUGUUCUCAAGCCGUACGAAAGCAAAUACUAGAGAACAGGUCGACUGAGGUGAGCUGGCAGCCACAUUUCUGCCUAGGGGAAGUCUUGGAGACGAAAGCAGCGAAAAUUACUGGGAAUUCUUUAGAAAAGCAGAGACUUCUUCUUCAAGCAGGGGCGCUGUACAACUUCGUGAAGAACUGCAUAAAGAAAGGUCGUGCCGUGUUAUCAGCUGAAGGAGAUCCACUUCGAUGUGAUUUUGACUCAGAACUUGACAAGAAGGAGCUGGAGGAACUACGAGACGAGGCGAAAGAAUAUUUGGAAUCGUUGAAACAGAAAAGGUCAGCCUACGAUAGCCAAGAGCACGAAAAGCCGGAGAAGAAAUUUGUUGAACGGGCAUCGGAAAUUAGGAAGUUAUGUGAAAGAAUAUCAUCAAGAGUGAAACGUUUCCUGAGCAGAGUUAUCAGUCAAUGCGUCCAGGUGUUAGGAGAUCCGCCAUGCGACUACGAAGUUGUUGUUCUGGGGUCUUUGGCCCGAGACGAAAUGACGCCAUACUCCGAUCUUGAAUGGGCCAUAUUGAUAAGUUCAGAGGAAGUGAAAUGCAAAGUGUUCUUUCGUAAUUUAACGAACUUGGUUCACUUACAGAUAAUCAACCUCGGGGAAACUAUUCUACCAAGCAUGGGUAUCAAAGCAUUGAGCGGUGAAUGGUUUUACGACAAUGUAACACCGAGGGGGAUAUCCUUUGACGGAUUCCUUCCACAGGCAUGCAAGACUCCGUUGGGAAACAUAAAAGAUUUCGAGUUAAUUCAUUGCCCGGCUAAAAUGGCAGAGUUCCAGAGCGACUCUUGGUGUCAAAAAAAUCCAAAUCUUGCAGAUAUUCUGUUAACUGUUGCUCCACUAGAAUCGAAUGGGCAAACAAAAUUGAUCGAGGAAUACAGAGCACAGCUGGAAAAAUAUUUGUGUUCUCGUGUGAUCUUA
Messenger RNA from Dendronephthya gigantea, 1282 nucleotides. RefSeq lists its product as uncharacterized. The annotation marks the transcript as partial. The transcript has 7 exons. NCBI's taxonomy places the organism in Eukaryota, Metazoa, Cnidaria, Anthozoa, Malacalcyonacea, Nephtheidae. The record is from RefSeq and is a predicted model, not a curated record. Gene Ontology annotation, molecular function: [protein-PII] uridylyltransferase activity.